Penicillium macrosclerotiorum is the source of this 705-nucleotide messenger RNA. Its product is annotated as 60S ribosomal eL14 domain-containing protein. Bases 1 to 705 code for a protein of 234 amino acids. The transcript is spliced from 4 exons. Gene Ontology annotation, cellular component: ribosome; cytosolic large ribosomal subunit. Gene Ontology annotation, biological process: translation; ribosomal large subunit biogenesis. Gene Ontology annotation, molecular function: structural constituent of ribosome; RNA binding. Lineage: Eukaryota; Fungi; Ascomycota; Eurotiomycetes; Eurotiales; Aspergillaceae. The record is from RefSeq and is a predicted model, not a curated record.
AUGUCGCGAAGAAAAAACCGCAAGAAAAGCUACUCAUCGGAACAAUGUUGUGCCGGACCGGCCGCGAGUGGCCCGCUAAGCGAGACGAUGUGUGGGCACAUCCGAAUUUCGCAGAGGCAACUUUGGACAAUCCGACUUCUUUCGACAACAACCCUCCCGACUUAUCCCAACCCGGUUGUCGACCGUGAGUGUGAUCGCUACGAAACCUGCAGGAGUGCAUGCGCUGAAACUUUUCUUUGUGUCCAGAAUUUCGCCAUGGCCGAUAUCGAUGUCAAGCUCGCUUCCUGGAAGCUGGUCGAGGUUGGCCGCCUCGUCCUGAUCCGCCGUGGCCCCUUCGCUGGCAAGCUCGCCGCCAUUGUUGAGAUUGUCGACCACCGCCGUGUCCUCGUCGACGGUCCCUCUGGUGAGGAGCAGAAGAUCGUGCCCCGUCACGUUCUUCCCCUCGCUCACGCCACUCUCACCCCCUUCACCAUCCCCAAACUUCCCCGUUCUGCCGGUACCGGCCCUGUCAAGAAGCUGUGGGCGAAGAACGAGAUCGAUGGCAAGUGGGCCAAGUCUAGCUUUGCCCAGAAGUCCGACCGCGCUGAGCGCCGCAAGAACCUGACCGACUUCGAGCGCUUCAAGGUUCUGCGUCUCCGCAAGCAGGCUCGCUACGAGGUCCAGAAGUCCCACGCCAAGGUCCGGGCUGCCGCUGCCAAGUCAUAA